Papaver somniferum (opium poppy) is the source of this 966-nucleotide messenger RNA. RefSeq names its product probable NAD(P)H dehydrogenase (quinone) FQR1-like 1. The transcript is spliced from 4 exons. Gene Ontology annotation, molecular function: FMN binding; NAD(P)H dehydrogenase (quinone) activity. NCBI's taxonomy places the organism in Eukaryota, Viridiplantae, Streptophyta, Magnoliopsida, Ranunculales, Papaveraceae. The record is from RefSeq and is a predicted model, not a curated record. The coding region runs from base 131 to 742 and encodes 203 amino acids.
UAUAUAAAUAGAGGCUUUCUUCAACUCUACACUCCUACCAGUUUUUAAGCAGCGCCAAUUGGACUAAGAAAGAGCAGAUAAAAUUUAAACCACCAAACACAAAAACCAAAACCUUCGCAUUCAGUCAUCGAUGGCCACCAAAGUUUACAUCGUGUACUAUUCGAUGUAUGGACAUGUUGAGAAACUAGCUGAAGAGAUCAAGAAAGGUGCUGCAUCUGUGGAAGGAGUGGAAGUCAAACUAUGGCAGGUACCUGAAACACUCUCAGAAGAGGUUCUUGGAAAGAUGAGUGCGCCACCAAAGACUGACGUGCCUAUUAUUACUCCUAACGAUCUUGCUGAUGCUGAUGGGCUUAUCUUUGGGUUCCCUACUAGAUUUGGAAUGAUGGCAGCUCAGUUCAAAGCUUUUCUAGACUCAACAGGGGGUCUAUGGAGAACACAAUCUUUGGCUGGCAAACCCGCUGGAAUCUUCUACAGUACUGGGUCUCAAGGUGGUGGUCAGGAAACAACUGCAUUGACAGCAAUCACUCAGUUGGUUCACCAUGGACUAAUCUAUGUUCCCAUUGGAUACACAUUUGGAGCUGGGAUGUUUGAGAUGGAGCAAGUGAAAGGUGGUAGCCCAUAUGGUGCAGGAACUUUUGCUGGGGAUGGAUCAAGACAACCAACUGAGCUCGAACUUGGACAAGCCUUUCACCAGGGGAAGUACAUUGCUGGCAUUGCAAAGAAGCUCAAGGGAGUUGCUUGAUUUCUAGACCCUUAUACAACUAGUAUUUGAAGAUUAUAUACUUUUUGAUUUCUUCUUUCCUUCUUAAUUCCAGAGAUGUCGAGCUACUGCUUUUGUUGUGCUCGUAACAAUAAGAUUUUAUUCAAAUUACAUGGUCUGUCUUGAGCUUUAUGUGUUCUCUUUAGUACAGUGAUUUCUAUAAACGAUAUAUUAUAUAUAUAGAAUCGUCUUUGUUCUGAAUUUUA